CUAAAAGCAUCACUGAGGCGAGGCACAACUGUAAUGAGGAGAGGGUGGGGGUGCAAUUCUGGAAGAUUCUACAGGAAUCUUAUGAGUGGACCCCAUUUCAAUCGUUUAUUGUGGGGACUCUUUCUCUGAGCUAGGUGUUUAGCUUUCCCUGUCAAAGCCACAACGUGUGGCGAGACAAAAAGAUUUUAGGAGACAAUGACGGGAACAGACUGAUACCUGCUCCUCUCUGCAAAGAUGUCAAAGAGGCCAUCCUAUGCUCCUCCCCCUCCCCCUGCUCCGACAACACAAAUGCCCAACACUCCUGGCUUUGUGGGGUACAACCCAUACAGUCAUCUGGCCUACAACAACUACAGACUGGGAGGGAGCCAAAGCACCAACAGUCGGAAUUCCUCUGGAAUAAAUAUCCCAAAGCCACCCAAGCCACCUGAUAAGCCACUCAUGCCAUACAUGAGAUACAGUCGUAAAGUUUGGGAUCAAGUAAAAGCCUCCAAUCCUGAUCUGAAGCUAUGGGAAAUUGGGAAGAUAAUCGGUGGCAUGUGGAGGGACCUCACUGAUGAGGAGAAACAGGAUUAUUUGAAUGACUACGAAGCAGAGAAGAUUGAAUAUAACGAGAGUAUGAAGGCCUAUCACAACUCGCCUGCCUACCUGGCGUAUGUCAAUGCAAAAAGUCGUGCCGAGGCAGCACUGGAAGAGGAGAGCCGCCAGAGGCAGUCCAGACUUGACAAGGGCGAGCCUUACAUGAGCAUUCAGCCAGCUGAAGAUCCAGAUGAUUACGAUGAUGGAUUUUCCAUAAAACAUUCAGCUGCGGCUCGUUUCCAGCGUAACCACCGCCUGAUCAGUGAGAUCCUCAGUGAGAGCGUAGUUCCAGAUGUGCGGUCAGUUGUUACCACCGCACGCAUGCAAGUCCUCAAGCGGCAGGUCCAGUCUUUGAUGGUGCACCAGAGAAAGUUGGAAGCAGAGUUGCUGCAGAUUGAAGACCGUCACCAGGACAAGAAAAGAAAAUUCAUUGAAGCCACAGAGUCUUUCACAAAUGAGCUCAAACGGUUGUGCUGUAUGAAGGUGGAAGUGGACAUGGAGAAGAUUUCUGCAGAGAUUGCUGCAGCAGAAGAGGCAGCUCGCAGACGACUUGCAGAACGUGAGAAGGACGCGAAAGACCGAGGUGCCAGAGAAGCCCCCACUUGUGUCUUAGCGGAGGAAGAAAAACACGUUUGUGUAACACAUGGCGGCAAAUCGCAGCAGAAUUCUCUCGGCGACGGUACCAACAAGGAAGCCGAGGACACAGAAUCCAACCCAACAGAUACUCCAGGGAAGUCUAAGGCCUCGGAGGAGCUCGAGGCUCAUCCAGGCAGCGUGGAGGCAGCAUCUGAGGACAAAGAGAGCGUCCCAGAGGGAGCCAUGGAGGAGGGAACCAGUGACAGUAAUACAGGCUCUGAGACCACCUCUGCUCAAACAGAAGACGCCCCAACCAGCGAGCCGUCCUCAGAAUGUCCAGGCAGAGGGAGACCAGCCCACUGAGUCAAACUCAGACUGUCUGAACUGUACGGCUGUCUUUGCAUCUGAUGGUCUCCAGAAUGAUUGUCUAAAAACAUAUAUUGCACAG
Messenger RNA from Thalassophryne amazonica, 1600 nucleotides. Its product is annotated as SWI/SNF-related matrix-associated actin-dependent regulator of chromatin subfamily E member 1-like. The record is from RefSeq and is a predicted model, not a curated record. Bases 235 to 1515 code for a protein of 426 amino acids. NCBI's taxonomy places the organism in Eukaryota, Metazoa, Chordata, Actinopteri, Batrachoidiformes, Batrachoididae. Gene Ontology annotation, molecular function: nucleosomal DNA binding; nuclear receptor binding. Gene Ontology annotation, biological process: negative regulation of DNA-templated transcription. Gene Ontology annotation, cellular component: SWI/SNF complex. The transcript has 11 exons.